GCUCUCACUCUCUCUCUCUCUCCCCUUCAUCUCACCUCCAACUAUUCAGUGUUCUGUCUCUGUCCGACACUGUCUCUCUCUAUCUUUCUCUUUCUUUCCCUCUGCCUCUCUCUCUCUCUCUUUUUUUGGUGUGCUGAAGCUCCCGUUUGGUUUGCCGUCUGUCUUUGCGUUGCCGGUCUCGUUCCUCUGCAGACCUGAACCUCCAGCUGAUCCCGGGACUCCGGCUCACUCUACAGCGGAAAUGGCGAUGAACAGCAUCCUUAACCCCGAUGACAUCAAAAAGGCCGUUGAUGCAUUUAAAGCCGCUGACUCAUUCAACCAUAAGAGGUUUUUUGAUAUGGUGGGACUGAAGGGAAAGUCAGCUGAUGAUGUGAAGAAGGUUUUCCAUGUCCUGGACGCAGACAACAGCGGUUUCAUAGAGGAAGAAGAACUCAAGUUUGUUCUGAAGGGUUUUGCGACAGACGGUAGAGAUUUGACUGAUAAAGAGACCAAAGCAUUCCUGCAGGCUGCGGAUAAAGAUGGAGAUGGAAAGAUUGGAGCAGAAGAGUUUGCCGCUUUGGUUCGUGAAUAACUAACGCUGACCUUUGGCCAGUUCAUACCUCAUGACCCUUCAACCUUGACCUAAUCACACCCCCGAUGCAUAGACACUCCCGCACAGUAUUUAUUUUCCUUUUUUACAAGUGAAUAUUCCUGCUAGUGUAUGGAUCAAGAGACCUUGAACAGGGCAAAGCCACAUGCCUGCUAUGUAGAUAUUAUAGAAGAGAAAAAUGCUUUCCUAUGCCGUUAACUCAUUAAUGGUCUUUAUGUGUUGAUCUGCCUUUAGUGUCUCGUAUUGUUCUCGAUUUCUGUCUCCUCCGGCACCUGGUACCGAAACCCUUUCCAUCCUUCUAAACAAACCAAAAGAGGUCAAGCUGUGAAAGACAACAAAAUAAAGAAACAAAAUGUCUGAGCCGUUUCAGCUCGUAGUGAA
Paramisgurnus dabryanus is the source of this 970-nucleotide messenger RNA. The record is from RefSeq and is a predicted model, not a curated record. NCBI's taxonomy places the organism in Eukaryota, Metazoa, Chordata, Actinopteri, Cypriniformes, Cobitidae.